This is a messenger RNA of Thunnus maccoyii (southern bluefin tuna), 2459 nucleotides long. RefSeq names its product four-jointed box kinase 1 (gene fjx1). The coding region runs from base 489 to 1766 and encodes 425 amino acids. The record is from RefSeq and is a predicted model, not a curated record. Gene Ontology annotation, biological process: cell-cell signaling. The transcript has a single exon. Lineage: Eukaryota; Metazoa; Chordata; Actinopteri; Scombriformes; Scombridae.
CCUUCCCACGAUCCGCCCACCAUCUCGGGACUGGAGUCACGUGUCUCAUCGCCUAGUGUCUCUCUGUGAGCCGACACCACCACGACUCAAACUCACCCAGCGCCCGGUGGAGAGAGAAAGGAAGAUGAGAAACGGAGAGGUGUCCGCGGACAGAGAGCCCACACGACGCCAGUGGGCUACAACAGAGAGCUUUCAAUAGAGGAUAUCCGCUGCAGUGACCCGAAAUGCUCGUUAUGUUUCCCGCAGAGGAGGGAUAUGACAAGGCUUCUGAACAGGACGGGAGAUGAGAUUCACACUGUUUCGGCGACCCUCUUCCUGUGAUCUCAAACAGUCCGCCUGUGAGCCGCCGGGCUUGGGGGUUGUACGGGACACGGAGCGCACAGAUCGCAGCCUCUCCAGCUCAACUGUGGACUGAAGAAAAUUGGUUCUUUCUGUACUAUUUUAUUUCAAUCUGUUGGAGCUCUCUGUGGGGACGGGUGGUCUUCACCAUGAGGGCUGUUUCAGCAAACUUCUUCGCUCUGCUCUUCCUGUGCGCCUUUGCAAGUGUUUUCUACGUCUGGAGCGCACUGGAGAACCGAUUACAGCGACACAAACGGAGGUUCUCGGUACCGGGUGGAGGGUCUUUCUAUCCAAGCCUCCCUGUGGACCUCUCCGCCAAAACUUUCCGGGCAUUGCUCGCUGUCACAGCGGCACAAAGACCGCACUUGGGGGGCAGACUAGAGGCUCUGAACCUCACUGAUAUCUCAGUAGGAAAUCGAAAUUACCAUGUGAAUGGGGAUAACAAGAGGUCAACGCAGCAGGAGGGCCCGGUCAAGUUAGGCUCCCCCGUGGAGGAUGGGAUAUUUUGGAGUGAAUGGCUGGAAGAACUCCUCCCUGUGGGCUUCACAGAGGAAUAUGCUCGGGCUUGGCGAGAAAGAGCGAGGACACACAGGAUAGUGAAGCUAGAGUCUGGAUGCGGCAGGAUAUCCAAUCAGCUCGCUACUUUUGCAGAUGGGACCAAAGCGUGUGUGCGUUACGGGAUAAAUGCAGAUCAGGUGCAAGGCGAAACUUUGACAUAUUACCUUGCCAGCUUACUAGGCAUCACGAACCUGCCUCCUUUAAUACUGUCUCAACUGAACACUUACAGUGAACAAUGGGCGGCGGUGAGGACACGGAUAGAUGGUUUACAGUGGAGUGACCGAGCCGUGGUUUCUCUCACCGAGUGGGUCUCCAACCUGACCGGGGUGGUCACACCUGCGCCGCUUAGACAGGAGAGCAGCGGGCUGCAUCCUGCGCUGGAGGAGCUCCGGAACAAGACGACGGUGGAGCUGCUGGAGCUUAUGCAGUGGACCGACCUGAUCAUAUUCGACUACCUGACUGCAAACUUCGACAGACUCGUCAGCAAUCUGUUCAGCCUGCAGUGGGAUUCGCGCGUAAUGGAGAGAGACACCAACAACCUCCUCAAAACACCCAGUGGUGACCUCGUAUUCAUUGACAACGAGGCCGGACUCGUGCACGGGUUUCGGGUGUUAAACAUGUGGGAGAAAUAUCACAAUACAGUAUUGAGUUCCGUGUGUGUGUUCAGAAAAAGGACCACGCAGCGCGUGGCGGAGCUGCACAGGCGCAGAGACUCCAGGAAAAGACUGCUGGAGCUCUACAGAGACAGCGAGCCUUUGUCCCUGGAAUUAGGAUUUCUCUCAGACGAGCACGCCGGUGUUCUCCAGGACAGGAUAGACAGAUUAUAUAAACACAUUUUGCAUUGCAAAGGGAAGUACAGCCAACUGUGAACAUCCAGCACGCACAGGUGAUGGAUUUGUUGUCUGCACAGUAUAAUGAGCAAUGCAAACGCACCUGUGCUAAACUGAUGCGCAUUACACAAAACUGUCUUGAAUAUCAAGCUGAACUACCUCUUGUGGACAAAAUGUGAUGCCUACUUUAUAAAGAAGAAAAUUUGACACAUGUUUCUAAGCUUCCUGCUGAGAUUUUCACUGUAUAUCUCACAGAGAGGAAUGGUUAAGGACAGUUUAUCCUGUCUUACUUCACUCCACCUGAAUAGGAAUAAAUGUUAAGAGUAGGCUAUACUUGUGACUAGGGUAUCAUAAUGCAGCCCUUCAUAUGUGUGUUUGGAUUCUUGCCUUGUGUUCAAUAAUCUUAAAGAUAAACUCCUAAGCCUUAAUAUAAGUCUCUCGAAUACUAUAUUUCUGUUGACAUCUGGCUCGCUUUUUAUAGAAAAUCGUUUGCACAGUCAAUUGUCAUAGCCAGCACCUGCACUCCUGUUAUUGUGAUUGGAUUAUAUAUUCAGCCUUAAAGUCACAGGUGUAACAUAUCCACUGUACAUGUUGUAAGUAUGUUGUAAAUAUUGUCUGCCAACCUGUUUUGGGAAAUUUGAUGCUCCACUAAUUUAAUGUGCAUUGUAACAUUCCAAGAUCUCUUGUCCUUUUUGAUAAAUACACUGUAAUUUAUGUAAACCGUUGUCGGAC